Molecule: messenger RNA, 3779 nt
Organism: Cokeromyces recurvatus
Lineage: Eukaryota; Fungi; Mucoromycota; Mucoromycetes; Mucorales; Mucoraceae
Exons: 6
Coding region: 137-3706 (1189 amino acids)
Source: RefSeq, a predicted model, not a curated record
AUUUUAUUUUUUUUUUUUGAAAUAGUUGGACUUUUUUUUUUCUUUAUUUUCUUUAUCCAUAUUAAACAACUAAAAAAAAAAAGUCUCAACUCUUUUUCCCCUUUUUCUUUAUUAUUGUAUAAAGAAAGAAAAAAAAAUGGAAGAUAUUGAAAUACAACAGAAAUUACUUCAAAAAUUGAGAAACAAUGCUGAAGAGGAGAGAAAAAAGAAAUUAAAAAUUAUUGUCACACAUCGGGAGCUUUUAUUAAAAGAGCUAUUUACAAUGACAGGUGAAGGUAAUCCUAGUGAAGCAGACCAUGUGAUAUCCUUUUUAAAAGGUGGAGAUGUAACUCAAAUUGAUCAAGAUAAAUGGAGCGCGUAUCUCGAUAAAUAUAAAAUUACUAAUAUAAAAAUUAAACAAGAAGUAUCCCCGCAAUCACCUUCAUCUACUCCUGUGGAUAGUCAGUUAAAUAAGCCAGCUCGUCGUAUACCACCGCCACCUGCUAGAAUGGUUACUAGAGGUGUUAGUGGUGCUGUACGUCCAAAAAGUGUAGAUGAAAUCUUAUCUAGUCUAGAUCAAAAGGAUUUAAUCACAUCUGCAUCUUCCUCUCAGAAAGAGAAAAGUAUCUCACCUACUACAGCAUUGAAGGAGCCAGAUCAGUUAAGAAAUGUGACUAAAGAACCUUCAGCUCGUCAAGGGAAAAUAAUUCAUCCUUUUAUCGAUUUCAAAUCACAAAAUUCAAAUGCACUUAUUUAUAAUGGUAUUAAACUAUCAACGGAUGAUAUACAAUACAACGAAAAUGAUCAUUUCAAUUUAUAUGCUUGGCAACUUCAUGCAACCCAUUUCCCACUUUAUAAACAACUUCAGACUGCACGAAAGACUUUAACGACACACGAUUGGAUGCUUGCUAGAGAUGAACUAAAGUCAGUGAAAACAAUUCAAAGGAUAGAGGCAUUAAAAAAGAAAAAAUUAUGGAGUUUAAGGCAAUUAAAGAAACAUAAAUCAUUACCUCGGCCGAAAACACAUUGGGAUUGUAUGUUAGAUGAAAUGAAAUGGAUGCAUACUGAUUUUAAAGAGGAAAGAAAAUGGAAGAUAGCUAUGGCUUAUUUAACUUCUAGAGCUGUACUAGAAUGGCAUCAUGCAGAAGAUAAAUCAACUGUGUGUGUAAAGACACGUAUACCAGAACCAAAGAGUUUGCCCGUGUUAGUUGAAGAAGCCAUCAUACCCGCAAUAGCUAGUCCAAUAUCACUAGAAAAUACAACAACUAUAUCCAAUGCUGAUUCAGAUUUAAGGCCAUUCGAAUUGGAUUCAGAAUUAAAUGACUCUGAAAAAUUAAUAAUAGAAGACUCUAGUCAAAUGCUCAAGUCAGAUACAAUGAUGGGAUCACUUCAAAACCCCUCUGAGAACACACAACAAUUAGUACCUAUGGAAGAUUCAUCUGUCCCAACCACUCCUUUAUCAUCCGAAAUAGUUCAAGAGUAUCGAAAUAGGAUAAAAAAUUUUGAUCCAAAUAUGCCGAUUUUAUCAUUGCCUAUUGAAGAUUUUAAUAUACUGGAUGCAAGUGCAUUAUUCCCUGAAUUAUUAACUUAUGAGCCGCCUAAUCCACAUUACGAUGAUAUUUACUUUAAUGAAAUUGAAUAUGGUAGAGUGAUUCCUAUUACGAAACUCAUUUCAGAGCAUAUAGUUCUCAAGACACCUCAACGAUACAGUCGUAAACGAGAUAUGAAUGGUAAUCCUAUUAUCAUUAUGGAUGAAACAAAGGAUGACAUACAACAAUUACCACGAAGUGAACGAUAUGAUUCCACUCCUCUUAUUUCACCUUUAUUUGCACCUAAAAGACAUAAAGAAUUACCUAUUCAGCAACCUUCUACACCUCAAACACAUGCUAACAAUCAACAUCAUACAUCUAAUUGGACCGAGGAGGAUGAUGUAUGCUUAAUAUCUUUCAUUCUUCAAUAUUCAUUCAAUUGGGAUUUAGUCUGUGAUGCAUUUAAUUCAGCCCGACUUCCUCUCACUGGUGAAAAGCGUACUCCCUGGGAAUGUUAUGAUCGCUGGAAACGUAAUAAUUUAACAUCCUUGACUGGUCAAGUCAAUUUGGCUUAUGUACAUAAAGUGAAAAAGGAGCUUAAUUAUCGAGCUUCUCCUAACCGUCUGGACUCCAGUCAAAAGCGUCAACGCCAAUAUAAUAUAUUUGAAGCUAUCAAGAAAACUCAAAAGAAACGUGAAGAGAAUGAGAAACAGACAAAUACACCAGCACCACCUCGUCAAACAAUUGAAGUUCAUGGUAUGAAUAGUGCAGGUCAACGUUUACCAACAGCUAUGGAGAUGAGUUUACAUAAGGCACAAAGAGAACGACAGAUGGCACAAGCUGUGUUGGAACAACGUCAGCUUUCAGCUGCCAUUGGGCUAGGUGCUCAAUUGCCUCAUGGUCCACGUACCGCAGCUGUUCCAUCUGUAUCACAACCACAUCGUCCUGCUAUAGGAAUGGCUUCAUCUACAACUAAUACCAACACUACUACUAAUACUAAUACUACCACUAACACUAACACUAACACUAACACUGCUACUACUGCUGCGGCUGCUGCUGCUGCUGCUGCUCAAGCUCGUGUUGCCGCCGCUGCCGCUGCCGCUGCUGCCGCUGCCGCAGCAGCAAAUAAUAAUACACCAUCCCCUGCUAUUCAAAAUACUGCAGCAAGGCCUCCUGUUGCACAGAACAAUGGUGUGGCUGCUGGUCUGCCACUGAAUAGAUACCCCGCUGCACAACUUCAAUUACUGAGACAACAACAGAUGGUAUUAAUGGCUGCUGCUCAACAACAAGCUCAACAACAAGCUCAACAACAACAACAAGGGGCUGGUGCUGCUAGUACACAAAUUCGCUCACCCACGCCUGCAGCACUUCAACGUUUUGCUAAUGCUAUACAAGCUUCUCAAAAAGCCCAACAACAGCAAUUACAACAGCAACUUCAAUUACAACAAGCUCAAGCUCAAGCUCAGGCACAGGUGCAAGCACAAGCUCAAAUUCAAGCACAGCAACAACAGCAGCAAGCACAAUUAUUAGCCGCUCAGCAGCAAUUAGUACAACAAACUCAACAUCAACAGCAACAGACACCCACUCAGGGACAAACACCACAACAAAUAUCUACUCCUACUGCCGAAAUCGUAUCUCAACAAGUCUCUCAAAUGGCUUCACCUGCAGCCCCCAUUCAACAAAGUCCACAAUCUCGCCCAGCUACCCAAACACCCCCACAAUCAUCACCUCAAGUCCAAACACCUCAACAACAAGCUGCUAUUGCUGCUCAAUUACAAGCGAAUCCUUUAAUGUUUGCUGCUCAGUUAGCACAAAUGGGUUAUCCUAUUUCACAACUACCUGCGAGUCAACAGCUUCAAUUGCAACGUUAUUUAGCACAGUUACAAAUGAGAAAUGCAGCUAUGGCUGCUGCUGCUGCUGCUGCUGCUUCUCCUAACACAUCCUCCAAUAAUGGUAGCCCUGUCAUUCCACAACAACAACAAAAUAAUAUAAAUAGUUUACAAGCUGCUUUACUUGCUCAACAGCAAUUACAAAGAUUACAACAAAUACAUCAGGCGCAGGCUCUUCAAUUACAACAGCAACAGCAGCAACAACAACAACAACAACAAACUCAAUCGCAACAAGUCCAACCUCAGCAAGCAGCUCAACAAACACAAACUCAACAGCAACAGUCACCAGCUCAACAAAAACAACAGUAAUAUUAGAUAAUAGUAUUGUUUUGUAUUUUGUAUUUUUUUUUCCUUUUUUUUUUCUUAAAAAAAAUAUAACCAU